Rhododendron vialii is the source of this 933-nucleotide messenger RNA. RefSeq lists its product as uncharacterized. The record is from RefSeq and is a predicted model, not a curated record. NCBI's taxonomy places the organism in Eukaryota, Viridiplantae, Streptophyta, Magnoliopsida, Ericales, Ericaceae. The transcript has 2 exons. Bases 180 to 620 code for a protein of 146 amino acids. Gene Ontology annotation, biological process: innate immune response.
GCCGUCAAGUGACUCAAGUCUAUUCUCACCCUUUUCGCUCUCUCUCUCUCUCUCUCUCUAGAUUUGUACUUGCUCCUCCACCUACCAUUCAUGAUUCAUGAUUCAUCUCUCUCUCUCUCUCUCUCUCUCUCUCUCUCUCUCUCUCUCCAUCUUGUCUAGGCUAGGAGCAGUACUUCAUAAUGUUUGAUUUGGGGGACGAGCUCAUAGUCGGUAGCCAAAGAAUACCAUGGCUAAUAUGGAUCCAACUCCUCGUAAUGCUCCUCCUCAUAAUUCUCCUCUAUUACUUCACCGUCUCCGCUCUAGGCUUAGAUCCUUCCACCUCCGCCACCGCCGCUGCAGCUUCUACUUCCACUGUCCUCCUCGCCUCCGGUAGCGCUGCCGCCGCCAGUACAAGCCGAGUACACAAUAUCAAGGUGGGUGAGGGCAACAGUAUUAAGGACAAUAUCGGAACAAGCACAAGAAGAAAAAGAAUAAGAAGAGAAGACAUCCAAGAGAGGGAAGGCAGCUCUUACCACCCUUGCCAUUAUUUUGGUCUCGCUAAACAAGCUUUUCUCAAGUGCUUGGGUUUAGAUCCCACCUCUAAAGAUUCUUCCAACUCACGUCACAGAAAAGAAGAAUGAUGCAUUCAGCUCUCUCACUCAUUAGUUUGAUGUAUACAUACAUAAUAUCUAGUUCUGCUUAUGGAUUAGCAGCACUUAUUCUGUAGUUGGGGAGUGGUGCUUUUCACAUCUGUUAAUCAACUUUCAGCUCGAAAAAGUUACUCCAAGCGCCUAAAUAUUGCUCUAGAUAGAGUUGUAUAUCGUAGGAAUGUCUUUCAUUUAUGAUUUUUUGGAUAAUAAUAAUAGGACCUAUGUGUAUGGAAGGGAAUGUCAUACUAACUCUAAGUUAUGUGAGUUCCCCUGGUAUUUACUGUAUUUUGGAUUUUUCUCAAAA